Bufo bufo (common toad) is the source of this 528-nucleotide messenger RNA. Its product is annotated as sodium channel modifier 1-like. Gene Ontology annotation, biological process: RNA splicing. Bases 32 to 376 code for a protein of 114 amino acids. The record is from RefSeq and is a predicted model, not a curated record. The transcript is spliced from 3 exons. NCBI's taxonomy places the organism in Eukaryota, Metazoa, Chordata, Amphibia, Anura, Bufonidae. Gene Ontology annotation, cellular component: nucleus.
AGGAGAUGUGAGGAGGACGAUCAGUUCUAAGAUGGAGGAGCCGCCCCAAUCCUCGCCAUCUCCACAGAGCAGCAGUUCAGUAUAUACUCAGCCGGACCUGCACAAGACCCCAGCCGAGACCUCCAGUCCUGAUCCAAGGAGCAGCUCCACAGGUAUGUGCAGACAGUCUCAAUCCCAGAAAACCAGUAAAACUAAGAACAAGAUUCAGAAAGGUGAAGCUUCGAAUGACGACCCUGAGAGAAGGCGAGUAAUGGAGCACUAUCUGUCUCUGAGGAGCUCUGGGUGGAUUCCAGAUGGCACAGGGAAAUGGGUGAAAGAUGAAAAUGUGGAGUUUGAUUCUGAUGAGGAGGAUCCUCCAGCAAUGCCACCACCAUGACACAAGGUCAGGGACAGAGAUGCAGAGCGCCCGGCUGGACCUCCGUCACUGGGAACCUCCUUAUCUAGUGCUGUACAACUCUUAACUUGCAGUUCAUCUCAUGGCCUGCUAGAGGGUGCUGUAUCUAUAAGAAUACUUUUCUGUAAGGUAAC